Oppia nitens is the source of this 4035-nucleotide messenger RNA. RefSeq names its product multidrug resistance-associated protein 1-like. Gene Ontology annotation, cellular component: membrane. Lineage: Eukaryota; Metazoa; Arthropoda; Arachnida; Sarcoptiformes; Oppiidae. The record is from RefSeq and is a predicted model, not a curated record. The transcript is spliced from 14 exons. Gene Ontology annotation, biological process: transmembrane transport. The coding region runs from base 1 to 4035 and encodes 1344 amino acids. Gene Ontology annotation, molecular function: ATP hydrolysis activity; ABC-type transporter activity; ATP binding.
AUGUUUGAACAAAUAUGCGAUACUCCACUUUGGAUUUCCAACCAAACCUGGAAUACUCCAACUCCUCAUCUGAGCUCAUGUAUGAUCGAUACGGUAUUCACAUGGCUUCCGGUCAAAUUCAUUUGGCUGUGUAUACCAUACAUUAUAUGGGAAUGUCGUAAAUCGGAUAAGCAAUCAAUUCAAUGGAAUUACUAUAAUAUUAGCCGCUUAUUGAUAGCCAGUUUGAGCGCAGUCCUCGCUUUAGUCGAUUGUAUACUAUGUUUGUUACGGAGAUUUCAAUGGCACGACAACACCACCGACACCAACAUAAACACGGCUCACAUAAUAUCAACAGUUAUUCAAUGUGUCACCCGAUUAGCUGUUUGUAUAAUAUUCAGCUGUCACCGAAAAUAUGGUCUUAAUAGCUGCGGCUGGCAUAUCAAGACAUACCUAUUGUUGACCACUAUUUUCGGUGCCCUAUCUAUUGUUACCUAUACUACACAACAAGCAAUGAUUGAAAACUAUGAAUUUAUCAUUUAUUGUUUACAAUUUUAUUUGACACUAGCAUUGCUAAUAUUUUCAUCAAUUGACGACCGUUUACCAGAAAAUAGUUACGGUUCACUAGUUAAUGAUACCAAAUGUCCCCAGGAUAUGGCUACCUGGCCAUCAAUACUAACAUUCAAUUGGAUGAAUAGCCUGAUUAUCAAGUAUUGGCAACAAAAUUCACUGACAAUUGGCGACUUGUGGGCAAUACGUGAACAAAACAUCUAUGCACUUUACAGUGCAAAUAUUUCGGUAUUAGGACAACGUAUGACUGCAUGCCUGAUAUCAGCCGUAUAUCGUAAAUCACUAGUACUGGACUAUAAUGACCGCAAAAAUCAUGUAACCAGUGGCCAGAUUAUUAGCUUAAUGUCUAUCGAUUGUACACGAUUUACGGACGGUAUGCUAAACAUUGCAUUUGCCAUAUCAUCGCCGGCACAGAUACUGGUUAUACUCGGUUUACUCUACAGUGAAUUAGGUGCGUCCCCUACACUGGCCAGUGCCGCCAUAAUUUGCCUAAUGUUGGCCAUCUGUUUAUCGACAUCAAAAUCGGUCAAACAUUAUAUUACUAAACAAAUUAAAUACAAGGAUCAACGCAUUCAACUAACCAAUGAUCUACUAAAUGGCAUUAAAGUAACAAAAUUAUAUGCGUGGGAGACAGCAUUUUACAAAAUGAUAGUCAAACUGAGGGCCAAUGAGAUCAGACAUAUACGUUGGUCCAGUAUGUUAGGAGUUAUCUAUGUUUUUAUGGCCACCUGUUCACCAUAUAUAGUGUUUUCGGUAGCGUUUAUUGCCUAUAUCUUUAUCGAUGACGGCUCCGGUGGACAAUUGGAUGCCCAGAAAUUGUUUGUUUCAAUGGCAUUGUGUCUAUUUUUGCGUAACGUCCUAUUUUAUCUACCGACAGGGAUUGAUGCAGUUUUAUCAAUUAAUAUAACAAUUAGACGCUUAAACAAGUUCCUGAAUUUGCGUGACAAAUGUGAUUACGUGACACACAAUGCCGGCGGUAAUGAUAACUGUGUUGUUAGUAUUGAAAACGGGUCGUUCACAUGGAGUGCGGUUAACAACAAAGAUAAGAGUAGCAAUCAAUCAAAUAAUAUGUCGACAAAUAAGUUUCAUUUAAAUGAUAUAAAUUUGAAAAUAACGGAUCAAUCGUUUGUGGCAAUUGUCGGUGGCGUAGGUUCGGGCAAAAGUUCACUAUUGGAGGCACUGUUUGGUGAAAUGGACAAACAGUCGGGCAAUGUUGACAUACGGUUGGGCAACAAACUAGCUUACGUUCCCCAACAGGCAUGGAUACAGAAUGCAUCGUUGAAACAGAAUAUAUUGUUUGGAAAGCCCUAUUCGGAUAGUCUAUACAGACAAGUGCUGUAUAGUUGUUCACUGGAACAGGAUCUGAGUCAACUGACUGCCGGCGAUGAGACAGAGAUUGGCGAAAAAGGUAUCAAUUUGAGCGGAGGUCAGAAACAGAGAGUCAGUUUAGCCAGAGCUGUCUAUUCAGAUGCCGAUCUAUACCUAAUGGACGAUCCACUCAGCGCCGUUGACGCACAUGUGGGCAAACAUCUAAUGAAAGAGAUAUUAGACUCGAAAACCGGUUUAUUGCGAAAUAAAACCCGAAUUCUGGUUACAAAUCAAUUGUUUGUUUUGCCAAAUGUCGAUCAGAUUGUUGUACUAAAAAAUGUCAAUGAAACUAAACAUGAAAUCAAUAGUUUGAAUAAAUUUUAUUCAAACAAUAAUAAUAAACAACUAAUAGAUGAGGAAUACUUUGAAAACGGAAAUGUCAGUUAUAAAGUUUAUAUAAAAUAUGCCAAACAAAUGUCAAUUUUAUUGUCAACGGUUAUGUUUGCAUUUGUUUUGGCAUCAAAUGUCUUUAUAAUUAGUAUAAACUUUUGGCUUAAACACUGGAGCCAACAACAACAUACCGGUGCCCAACAACCAGACAACAACAACUACUAUGAACUGAAAGUGUUGACAGUUUUGACAGUCUGUCAGAUGAUAACCUUAUUUAUCAGCCGAUAUACACUAAUAAUCGGUUCAUUGCGUGCAUCCAUACGAAUGCACAAUAGGAUGUUGUGGUCAGUGAUGAGGUCGUCGAUGCAGUUCUUCGACACCACACCAUUGGGUCGGAUUGUCAACCGGUUUAGUAAAGACAUUGAUAUCAUCGAUACGACCACUCAUUUAUUUUUGGGAUAUUGUCUAUUUUUGACAUUAACUUGCAUUUCAUCGGUUAUUAUCAUAUCAAUAGUAACGCCACUAUUUAUUAUACCGUUAAUCAUAUUAUGUCUAUUAUAUUACAUGUUUCAGCAUUAUUACACAAAAUUAUCAUGUCAACUUAAAAGAUUAGAGUCUAUCACUAGAUCACCAAUUUAUGCCUGUUUUAGUGAAUCAAUAGCCGGUUUGUCCAGUAUUAGGGCGUAUGGAUGUGAAGAUAGAUUUAUAAGACAAUUGGAUCGCAAAGUUGACACAAACAUGCGCUGUCUGUUUCCGUUUGUUGCGGCCAACAGUUGGCUUCAGAUACGGUUGGAUUUGCUAUCAAAUUUGGUAGUAUUUUUUGCCGCACUGUUCAUUAUAUUGGAUAGACAGUCACUGAAAGCCGGCGAUACCGGUAUGUCCCUAUCGAAUGUGAUGACAUUGACCUAUACAUUGGGAGCCGUUGUCCGAAUGUUUGUCCAAUUUGAGAACAGUAUGGUUUCGUUUGAACGAAUUGAUGAAUACUGUCGAUUGGCACCCGAAGCUCGCUGGAGGUCAGCCAACAACAAAAAACAACAGUUAGCAGAUAACUGGCCAAACAGAGGAGAGAUUGACUUUGUAGAGUACAGUACACAGUAUAGAGAGAGCUUGGAUUUGGUGUUAAAUUCAAUUGAUUUAAGUAUUAAAUCGGGAGAAAAGAUAGGAAUCGUUGGCCGAACCGGUGCGGGAAAGUCAUCGCUAACUUUGGCUCUGUUCAGACUUAUUGAGUCAGUCUCUGGUAGGAUAGUCAUCGACGGUAUAGACAUCAGUCAGUUGGGUCUACAAGAGUUGAGAUCACGAUUAACAAUCAUACCUCAAGAUCCGGUACUAUUUUCGGGAACAAUUCGCUCAAAUUUGGAUCCGUUUGGCAACUGUUCUGAUGAUCAGUUGUGGACAGUCUUAGAGCAGUCACAUCUCAAGUUGUUUGUCAGAUCACUGGAAGCGGGACUCGACUGUUGUGUGGCUGAGGGAGGAGACAAUCUGAGUGUCGGUCAGCGACAGCUCAUAUGUCUGGCCCGGGCUCUGCUUCGACAUACGGCUGUCCUUAUUCUGGACGAGGCCACGGCUGCCGUUGACGUCGAAACCGAUACACUUAUACAGCAAACUAUUAAACAACAAUUCAAGUCGUGUACAGUCCUAACCAUAGCUCACAGAUUGAACACAAUUAUGGAUUCAGAUCGUGUGAUAGUACUUCACGAGGGAAGGGUAGCUGAAUUAGACACACCUAAUAAUUUACUUACUGAUAGUCAAUCGAUUUUCUAUUCCCUGGCCAAAGAUGCCGGACUUGUGUAA